Molecule: messenger RNA, 1120 nt
Organism: Antrostomus carolinensis (chuck-will's-widow)
Lineage: Eukaryota; Metazoa; Chordata; Aves; Caprimulgiformes; Caprimulgidae
Product: protein dopey-2-like
Exons: 8
Biological process (GO): Golgi to endosome transport
Cellular component (GO): endosome; trans-Golgi network
Source: RefSeq, a predicted model, not a curated record
AUGGAUCCAGAAGAGCAGGAGUUACUUGGUGAUUACAGAUACAGAAAUUAUUCUUCAGUGAUCGAGAAAGCUUUGAGAAACUUUGAAUCAUCAAGUGAAUGGGCGGAUCUUAUAUCUUCCCUUGGCAAGCUUAAUAAGGCUCUUCAGAGUAACCUGAAGUAUUCUCUAUUGCCAAGACGGCUGAUCAUCAGUAAAAGAUUAUCUCAGUGUUUACAUCCAGCAUUACCUAGUGGAGUGCACUUAAAGGCACUAGAAACCUAUGAAAUAAUUUUUAAAAUUAUUGGGACAAAAUGGCUUUCCAAGGAUUUAUUCUUGUACAGCUCUGGUUUGUUUCCUCUGCUGGCGAAUGCAGCAAUGUCAGUGAGGCCUGUUCUUCUUGGUUUGUAUGAGAAAUACUUUCUUCCUCUCCAAAAGUCCCUCCUGCCUGGUCUUCAAGCCUUUGUAAUUGGACUGCUGCCUGGACUGGAAGAAGGAUCAGAAAUUUAUGACAGAACAGAUGCUUUGCUUGUGAAACUCUCCUUAUUGAUGGGCCAAGAAGUGUUCUAUGGAGCACUCUGGGGUAGUGUCCUGGUCAGCCCAUCCAUCAGGCUACCUGCUUCUCUUUUUGUUGUCAGUCAUAUCAACAGAGAGCUGACUGGAAAACAGCAGAAGUACAUGCUCGGCACUGAUUAUAAGCUCACGAUAAAGUCUUUGUGUGUAUCAGUAUUGGAUUCUAACGUCCUUGUGCAAAGAAACACUCUAGAAGUGAUUCUCUUCUUCUUCCCAUUUUAUACAGCUUUGGACCACAACGAAAGCACUAUUCUAUUGCACAGGACUGAUUUAGUCUAUAUUCUGUCAGCAGCUACACAGACAUUGUUGAGGAGAGACAUGUCACUCAACAGAAGAUUAUAUGCAUGGUUGCUAGGCUCUGACAUUAAAGGUGGUACUUUUGCUCCAGACUCAGCAACUUCUGAAGACCAUGCUAUUUAUUUCUUUGGAAAAUAUUCUAAAGAUCUUUUGGUUGAGAGUUUGAUUGAAAUUUUACAUCAGAAAUUCCCAGAGUCUGAUACAGAGGAACAACAUCAGGCUUAUCUGAAACCCUUUCGCAUCCUCAUCAGUCUCCUUGACAAACCUGAAAUAG